Messenger RNA from Poecile atricapillus (Black-capped chickadee), 4274 nucleotides. RefSeq names its product thioredoxin related transmembrane protein 4 (gene TMX4). NCBI's taxonomy places the organism in Eukaryota, Metazoa, Chordata, Aves, Passeriformes, Paridae. The record is from RefSeq and is a predicted model, not a curated record. Bases 36 to 1010 code for a protein of 324 amino acids. The transcript is spliced from 8 exons.
CGUGCCCCGACUUCCUGAGGGCGGGCGGGCCGAACAUGGCGCCGGGCCGCUGGCGCCAGGGGCGGCCGCUCCUCUGCGCUCUGCUCCUCGUAGCGCUGCUGGGUCCCGCCGCCUGCUCUUCUUCCUCCAUCUACAGCCCCGGCGAGCCGCGGAGCAGCGUGCGAGUGCUGUGCGGCUCCAACUGGAGCCUGGUGUUGCAGGGCCAGUGGAUGUUGGAGUUUUAUGCUCCUUGGUGUCCAGCCUGUCAGCAGAUUGAGGCGACCUGGGAGAGCUUUGCCAAGGAGAGCGAACGGCUCGGCAUCACUGUGGGAAAAGUGGAUGUCACUCAGGAACCAGGCUUGAGUGGUCGUUUCUUUGUCACAACACUUCCUACAAUUUACCAUGCCAACGAUGGAGUGUUCCGCAGAUACCGCGGCUCCCGGACCUUGGAAGAUCUUCAAGGCUACAUCUUAGAGAGGAAAUGGGAAGCUGUGGAGCCUGUAGCAGGAUGGAAGUCUCCAUCUUCUAUAAUGAUGCAUGGCAUGGCAGGACUGUUUCACUUCUCGGGAUGGAUCAGGCAAAUUCAUAACUACCUCACUGGCACUCUUGGAGUUCAUGUUUGGAUUUCCUAUGCCGUCUUCAUCUUAGCUACCUUACUGAUUGGCCUGCUCCUGGGUUUGAUCCUGGUUUUGAUUUCAGACUGCCUCUGCCCAGCCAAGUCAAAAUACACAGCUGAAACACCUGAGGAAGCAAUUACCAAGGAGAACGCGGAGAACGCGGCGCUGGAGGAGCCGGAGGAGGCUGCAGAGCUUUCCGCGGAUGAUGCCGAGGAGGCUGCAGAUGUGAAAGAUCUCUCAGAUGGAGAAGAUGCAGCAAAUUCAAGUGCUGAUGAGUCGGAGGAGGAUUUAGCACUUGGAAAAGAAUCAGGGGAAGAAGAAAUGGAAGACUUAAGUGAGCAGCCUUUAGCUGAAUCAGAGACUGAAAGCACAGUGAGGCAGCGGAAAAGUCAGGGGGCUGAGAAGGAACUAUAGUUUUCCCAGUGGUGUAUCUUGUACACUUGGACCAAAGAAGUGUCAGACCCCUUCAGGGUCUGAAGCUGGAGCUUACACUUGAUUUGUCGUUGGUGUUUACGCAAAGCUCUGCUCUGCCAGCAGGCUCCUCUUUUUUUAAGCUUAGUACUUGCUUAUUUCCUUUGAUAAGCACAUUUGCUGUGUUUUGUGUGACCUUAGCCGUGACAAUCAAAAUCAGUGUCUUAUCUGUUCCAUGUCCUCUCAGAGAAAAAGGGGGUGUCAUUCUCAGUUCACCAGCUCUGAAAUGAUCAUUGUGUGUGUGUUCCUCUAAGGACUGACCUGGGCAAGAUCAGGACUUUUAACUCCACGGUAGCUUGGCAGGACUCUGACUUUUCUGUCUGAAUGUUGAUUGUUCCCAAAUGCCACAGAAGCACAGAGACGAUUCACUAGUGAAAGGAGGCACCUUACUGGUCUUCUGUCAAAAAUGUUGUGUACCACGGGUUUGUUUUUAUCACUUUCAAACAGAAGCACCUUUCUGUUCCAUUUCUAUUUGUGUUUGUUUUGGAAGUUGAUCCUGCAGCUCACCCCCAGAUGGGUCAGUUUUUGGUGAUCCAGAGGCUGUGCAGCUUGAGUUGUAUGACCCUAGGAGUUGGAGUAAUUAAAAACCUCAGGCAGAAAGAGAGUGGCAGCUAAAUGUGUAAAGUGUGUUGGAACUUUUGAAAGGUUUAAAGGAAAUUAUUUUGGUCGGUGGGAAAUUUUGCCAAAGCACUACUACUUUUUUUUUUUCUUUUUGGUAAUUUGUUCCCAUCUGGAGAUUGUAGCAGGAAAUACUCACUUUGGAGUCAGUAAGUUGUAUUUUUCUUGCCAGUACACGUUCAUCAUGUGCAGUGCAGUCCUGCCAUUGCCAACUCAGGAUGCUUUUGGGAGAACUCAAGCUGCUUUAGUGAUGUUAUCUGAAGAGGCACUUAGGUUUUUACCUUUGAUCACUUUUCUACUUUUGGAAUCAUCACAUUGGGAAAAGAGAGGGUGCACAGGUGGGUAGUGCUGGGAAGCUUUGGGUUUUGCUACUUCUGUCAGAAUAAACGUGCGUGUGUUGAACUGUGUAAAGUGAAAAUGGCUCGUCAGGUAGACAGCAUUAGAUGUGGUUAGACUUGGGUCAUUAAACAUAUCAGUGUAUCACUCCUUUGGGUUAAUAUGCAAGUCUUUUUUGGUCAGGAGUCCCCUCAGUGAGAUCCUGUAUGUUCCCACUUUGUUGAUGUACAACCAUGAACGUAAGAUGUGUCCUAAUAUUGAUAUUAUUUUAAAAAAUAUAUAUAUGUUGCAUAAACCUUGCUAACAUGCAUGAAUUUAAUCUUGUUCUUCAAGAACAAAGAGUAGUCAGAGAUGAGAUCAUCUCCCAUUAGAAGAGAAGUUGUGAGAGCAAAAUGCUGGUUUCCUUUGAGACUGUGAUUAAUAGGGCCAAUUUGUAUUGAAAGCAGUUUUGUUGUUUCUUAAUGCUCAUGAAGAAUAUAUUUGCCAGGGAAGCUCAACUUUCCCAUCUAUGUCCUGUCACAUAUAUUUUUGAACUAUAAGGUAGAAACUUUGCAUUUGUCUGGUAGAGCUCCUCAAGGAAGAAAAUUACACUGCAUAUCCUGAAAUUGAAAUUUCUCAAGGAAUACCCCCAGUCUGGAGUUUGAGUUCCAUAUAGUGGACACCUCUAAAUGUGCUUUCACAUAGGUGAAAACAGACUUGAUAGUAUCUAUACAUUGCACUAUCUUGAGAACAGUUUGUGAUGUUUGGGUGUUGUCCCAUCUACCUGAGCAGUUGUAAAGCUGGCAGCCACAGAACUCAGCAGUAGGUGAGGCACACAGCAGCCUUUUAAAAGCUACACUUUUAUCUGCAAAAAUCAAGAAAACUUUGUGGCCACUACAGUGUGAAGAGAAGAACUGUGCACUUUGAAGACAAAAAGGUCUUCUCACAAGAGUUGGGUUUCCCAGCGGUGUCUUUGGAUUUCAGAAGCUAACAAACCCACAAAUGGCACUUUGUCCUAAAAGGCACAUGGUUUGUGAGAUGUUGUGGGAGAGAUCAGAAACCCCUUUGUGUGGUGUGUCUGAAUUCUCUGCUCACAUUUCCUCCAUUGUUGCGUGUCACAGUUGGGUUUGGGCUAUUUAAACCAAAGAUGUGAAUUGUUUUCCAUCAUGAUAGACUGAACUGUAAGAUCACUGAUGAGCAGGGAUUAAAUAAGUAGGCAGCAGGUGACAGCAGCUUAGAUGGUCCUGUGAAUCUAGGAAUGAGCUUGGUCAGGCUUCUAAGGGCUCUUGAACAUAGGAUGGAUGUUGUUCCUGUGUUUUCUUGAAUAAAGCAGGGAAUAUUAAUGCUGACUGGGUUUGACCAUAUUUGACAUGUAUUGGUGUAUCUUGUUACAAAGAUCACUAAAUUGUGGUUAAGGCUUUGCUUAGAAAAGGUGGUACUGUGCAGCCAUUGAUCUCUCCAACUUAAUUUUACGUUUGUAGGAAAAUUACUGUAGUGUGAUACUGGAAAUGCUCAGUUUUGACUAAUGUUUAUCUGGGAAACAGUGAGCAGCAAACACUGUAAAAGCAAAAUUUGUGUUUAACAGAAAAACAAUUAGCUGUGCAGUAGAAGUGUCAUGUUAAUAUACCUUCCAGGAUCAGGAUUUUUUCCACUAAAACACAUUUUAAUUGAAUCAUGUGAGUAGUGCUAAUUAGACUAUUACAAUAGUUUUAAACUUGGUGUGUAUCCAAAAAGUUGGGAUCAACCUUUUGUGCAAUCUGGGUGUUCUGUUAUCUCUGUUCUGUUAGGAUUAAUCGUGAAGAAAUGGAACUUGUUCUUGCAACCUCAAAAUAGACAAAAGGGCCUUGGAGAAGCUGCUGCUGGCACUGUUCAAAAUGUUUUGAUGAAGGACAGGGCCUUAAGGCUUGGGAACUAGAGCUGUAUGUCAAAAUUAAUUUAAGAUUGUUGAGAAGCAAUUUAAAUAUCAAUUGGGCUGCAUGCCACUGGAAUGGGAAUGCUCAACAGCAAGUCCCCAAAAAAAUCUGGCAGAUUCCUUUUUCAAGAGGCUGGAAAUCCAUCCAGCAUUCCAAACCUCCUGUCCUUGGGAUCUGUGUGAAACUUGUAUGUGUGUCUUGGAAUGCUCUGUAUCUGCUGCCCUGUGGGGGUGUGGCAUGUGUUAUAUGGAUUUUCUUCCUGGAAAUGUUACACAGGGUUGUCUGUCACAUGAAAGUGUUGCAAAUUUAUACUUAGGCGUAUUUUUACUGAAAUGCCACAUAAAAUUUUGUAUUUAUGACC